Molecule: messenger RNA, 1599 nt
Organism: Penicillium soppii
Lineage: Eukaryota; Fungi; Ascomycota; Eurotiomycetes; Eurotiales; Aspergillaceae
Product: sugar porter family MFS transporter
Exons: 6
Coding region: 1-1599 (532 amino acids)
Biological process (GO): carbohydrate transport; transmembrane transport
Cellular component (GO): membrane
Molecular function (GO): carbohydrate:proton symporter activity
Source: RefSeq, a predicted model, not a curated record
AUGAAGGGUAUGAAGACUUUCAAUUACACCAAGCCAUAUUUCGGUCUCCGGGGAGGGUGGUUGACAUUUUGGAUUACGGUGGCCUGCGGUGCUGAUAUGACUCUUUAUGGUUAUGACCAAGGCGUAUUUAGCGGAGUCGUCAUUUCCUCGGACUUCCUCCAUAUCCACAAUCUAGAAGGCCCAUCAAAAACAACUUUGCUCGGAACAGUCACGGCAAUUUACAAUGUUGGCUGCUUUUUGGGUUCAAUCCUUGCAUAUUGGCUUGGAGAGAAGCUGGGCCGCAAAAAUACCAUUUUAGUUGGUACUACCAUCAUGGCAAUAGGAGCUGUAUUGCAGACUGCUUCAUAUAGUCUUGGUCAAAUGAUGGCCGGUCGCAUUAUAGCUGGACUUGGCAAUGGUCUUAAUACCUCGACCGCUCCCAUAUGGCAAACAGAAACAUCUAAGGUCCAAUGGCGAGGAAAACUAGUCGUCGUUGAGAUGAUAUUGAACAUUGCUGGCUUUUCACUCUCUAAUUGGGUGAAUUAUGGCUUUUCAUUUGCAAAAGGGCCAAUUUCUUGGAGAUUCCCGCUCGCAUUCCAAUUUGUAUUCAUCAUCAUUCUGUUUCUUACAACACCAUGGCUACCGGAGUCCCCAAGAUGGCUGAUGGCGCAUGGCAACGAAAAUGAAGCUCUCCAAAUUCUCGCACAUCUUGAAGAUCAAGACAUCAAUGAUUCCUUUCACCGUGAAAUCAAAUACAGCGUCGAUUAUGAGCGUACUAACAGCGUGAGCUGGGGAGACAUUCUUCGAGGUCGAGCUGAUGAGAAAUCCGGGACUAGUACAGUCCGUCGUCUAAUUCUUGGGAUGGGAGCACAGUCUUUCCAGCAAUUUUCUGGAAUCAAUGUCACUUCUUACUAUCUGCCCACUGUUCUGACCACUUCCGUUGGGAUGAGCUCAGACUUGGCAAGGCUUCUAACUGCUUGCAACAGCGUUCAAUAUCUCUGCUUCUCUCUCAUCGGCAUUCCAAAUGUAGAAAGAUGGGGCCGCCGGAAGUUGUUGAUAUUUGGAGCUUGUGGGCAGUGCUUCUGUUACAUUUUUAUCACUGCUCUCAUUCGAUACAAUGAGAUGGAGGGGUACUCACAUCGGUACGAGGUGGCCUCUGCUUCAGUGGCUUUCUUCUUUCUAUACUACAUCUUCUUUGGUAUCGGCAUGCAAGGCGUUCCUUGGUUAUACCCGACUGAAAUCAACUCCCUGACUAUGCGAACUAAAGGCGCUGCACUUGGAUCUGCCACAAAUUGGAUCUUCAACUUCAUGGUUGUCGAAGUCACUCCGAUCGGGAUCCAAAAUUUGGGAUGGCGUUUCUAUGUUAUAUGGAUCGUUCUCAAUGCUGUCAUGGUCCCCAUAAUCUAUCUUUUCUAUCCUGAGACGGCAGGCCGUUCUUUGGAAGAUAUGGACGAUUACUAUCGAGUCAAGCCUCCUCUGUUAGUUUUCCGAGACAAAGAGGCUAUUUCUUCUAAGCGACCGGAGAGAUAUCGAGUUCGAGAUGAGCAAUUGAUCUGGGGUAAAGAAGGUAUCGAAGUUGACGACCUUACCCAACAUAUUGAAAAUGGGGAUAAUCCAUGA